Messenger RNA from Hyaloscypha bicolor E, 1114 nucleotides. RefSeq lists its product as uncharacterized. Gene Ontology annotation, biological process: DNA recombination. NCBI's taxonomy places the organism in Eukaryota, Fungi, Ascomycota, Leotiomycetes, Helotiales, Hyaloscyphaceae. The coding region runs from base 65 to 931 and encodes 288 amino acids. The record is from RefSeq and is a predicted model, not a curated record. The transcript has 3 exons.
CAAUGAGAUGCCUACGCUAAUUGAUACAUGACUGAUAUCUCAACAGCACUAACACAAUCACAAGAUGUCUACUCCAGCUGCCAAACGUCGAAGAAUCGAUACCGCUUCCCAAACACUCUCCAAGCCCUUUCGCUCGCCCUUUAAGACGCCCUUAAAGUCGCCAGAGAAGACUUCAGCAUCGCAAGACAGUACCUUGACAGCAACCAAGAGCAGCGUUCCUCUCACGCAUAAGAAUACGAACUCCCUCCUCUACGACCCCUCAAAAACUACCAGCCUCCCAGCUCCGUCAACCUCGUUGGCAACGCCGAAUCGUUCAAACCGAGCAAAGAAGAUCUUCUCAUCGCCUGUCCAAGCUGCUGCGCUUAAUACCGACCCUGAUAUAGCUCCACUAUUACGCGCUCAGAGAGAAAUGGAAAAGCAAUUACGCGAGUUGAAGGAAGAAUUAGAUACUGCCGAGCAGGCGGGGAAGAUUGAGGCUGAUAGUGCGAAGAAGGAUCCUAGUGGAGAGAUUGAUGGCGAGCUGGUAGAGCUGAUUGAGAAGUGGAAAACUGCUAGUCGACAGGCCGCAGAGGAGUUGUUUGGGAAGGUCAGGGAUAGGGUCAAUUGGAUGGGUGGCCCAAGAGCUUGGAAGGAGAUGCAGAAUAAACAGCAGGAAUUUCAAAACAGUUGGGACCAGGAGGAACAGACGAACAAUGACUCCCAAGAUGACGAUGGGGAGGGGAAAGAUAUGGAGAAGAGGGAUCUCUAUGCGGAGUAUGAUAUCGAGCCUGAGACUGAGAACGAAAAAUCACAGCGUGCCAAGGGAGUUGGUGAUACCGGAGAGUUGCCUGGACAAGAAGACGAAUUUACAAUGGCUAUGAUGCUGAGAACACUCAAUGUGGAUUUGGACAUCAUUGGUUAUGAUAGAGAGCAACAAAGAUGGAUUGACUGAUAGACCCACGAAGAAGAGAGAGGAGUUGAGACACAGUAUACCGCGGGGAGCUUUGCAGCAUAGCUGAAAGAUUUCUCCUUGCAUCUUCACGACUUGAUACCCACUUUUGUGCACAUUGCAUUUAGAGCGUAGCUGCCAUUACAGAAAUAAACCAAAGAUUAUGUUGAAAGCAGUACUUUUGAC